UUUUGACGUUUCUAUUGACAUUUCGCUAACCAACAAUCAUUAUGUUAUUUAGUACAAACAAUAAACCCAACUAACUCAACAAAUAUCAAAACGACUCUAAAUGUACAAAUAAACAGCCACUGAGCCAAGAGGAAACUGCCCAAAAUGUCUCGACAAUUCGUCCCCAGCGAUCGCAAGAUCGCCGAAAAACUCGUCAUUCUCAACGACAGAGGAAUCGGAAUGCUCACGCGUAUUUACAACAUCAAGAAAGCGUGCGGCGACGCCAAAUCCAAGCCCGGUUUCCUCUCUGACAAGAACCUUGAGUCAUCGAUAAAAAGCAUAGUGAGGCGCUUUCCCAACGUCGACAGCAAGAAUCUCACAGCCAUACACGGCUUGCGGAACGACAUAAUCAAAUCGCUGUCUUUGUAUUAUUACACUUUUGUGGAUUUACUCGACUUUAAAGACCACGUUUGUGAGUUGCUUACUACAAUGAGCGCUUUACAGAUUGAGUUGGAUAUUGCGGUGAAUUUCGAGCUGACUAAGAAUUACCUGGAUUUGGUUACUACGUACGUGUCUUUGAUGGUGUUGCUGUCGAGAGUGGAGGAUAGAAAAGCGGUUUUGGGGUUAUUUAAUGCGGCGUAUGAAAUAGUGCAUUCGUCGUCGGAUUCGAGUUUUCCAAGACUUGGGAACAUGAUAAUGGAGUAUGAAAUUCCGUUUAAGAAAUUGUGUGAGGAGUUUGUUCCUCACUCACGCCUACUUCUGGGGGCUUUGAGCUCAUUGGCUGCGAUUUACGUCACUCGCAACGUGUCAGCGGAUAAGUGGCGAUCUGAGUUGAAGUUGAGUCUGGUUGGCAACCCUGCGUCACUUUUAAAACCGGUUUUGGCGGAUAGAAUGUCGUGUGAGUACUUGUCUUUAGACACUAUGGAGAAGUGGGUGAUUUUUGGGCUACUAUUAAUCCAUCCACACUUGCAACAAGAUCAGUUGAAUAAAUUGUGGAUUAACGCGCUUGAGUCGUCAUGGGUAACGCCCCUUUUCAGGGACGAGGUGAUCUACACCCACCAGUAUAUUUGUUCCUAUUUUGACACCAUCAAAGGCUACAGUAAAAGAGUAUCAGAAGUGAAGGACUGUCAAAGUCAAGCUAUACAAAAAGCUGGGUACAAGCAUCGAGAGCGCCGGAAAUUUCUGCGAACAGCGCUGAAAGAACUAGGGUUGAUUUUCAUGGAUCAGCCGGGGUUAUUAGGUCCUAAGGCACUGAUGGUUUUUAUGGGUCUUUGCUACGCGAGAGACGAGGUUAUGUGGUUGCUGCGACACAACGACAACCCACCCCAACAAAAAAACAAAGGUAAAUCAACUGAGGAUUUGGUGGACCGGCAUCUACCAGAAUUGCUGUUCCACAUGGAGGAUUUGCGAGUUCUAGUACGAAAGUACAGUCAAGUCAUGCAACGAUACUACGUACAAUACUUGUCGCACUUUGACGCUCUAGCCUUGAAAGACAUGAUCCAGAAGAACUUCAACGCGGUGGGUGAAGACGAGUGCAUUAUUUUAUCUUCCUUGUGUAACACCAUCGCCGGACUAUCAGUAAAACAAGUCGAGGAUAACGAAACUUUCAACUUCUUUGUUUUCCGUUUGGAUUGGUUUAGAUUGCAAGGGUACAUGUCUCACGGCAACGCCCACUUCAAACUACUAGAGAAUAAAGACUUGGCGCAGUUCUUGGACACGGUACAAUUUCACACCAAAAUGGUUGACAAUCUAGACGAGAUGUUAGUGGAGACGUCUGACUUGUCGAUAUUUUGUUUCUACAAUCGCAUCUUCGAGGAUCAGUUUCAUAUGUGUCUGGAGUUUCCUGCCCAAAACCGGUUUAUUGUGGCUUUCCCGUCGAUUUGUUCCCACUUCCAGAAUUGUACGCACGAGUUGUGUCCGGAGGAGCGUCACCACAUUAGGGAGAGGAGUCUGUCUGUGGUUAACGUGUUCCUGGAUGAGAUGGCCAAAGAAGCGAAGAACAUCAUCACUGCAAUUUGCGACGCGCAGUGUAAGAUGAGCGACAAACUCUUACCGAAAAACUGCGCACACUUGAUUUCGCAACAAAUCAACAGAAAGAAGAAGGAGAAGAAUAAGAAGAAUACGCUUGAGAUAGAGAAACCGGGGAAGGAGAGUUAUCGGAAGACUCGGGAAAACUUGACUACUAUGGAUAAGCUACACAUGGCACUAACUGAGUUGUGUUACGCGAUUAACUACUUUUCGAAUAUUAACGUGUGGGAGUAUACUUUUGCCCCUCGGGAGUACCUUCACCAACACCUGGAGAGUCGAUUUGCUCGGGCUCUCGUAGGGAUGGUGAUGUACAACGCCGAUACCAACGAAAUCGCGAAACCCUCUGAACUCCUAGUUAGUGUCAGGGCGUACAUGAACGUACUACAAACCGUAGAAAACUACGUUCACAUCGAUAUAACCCGAGUCUUCAACAACUGCCUUCUCCAACAAACCCAACCGGUCGACAGCCACGGUGAAAAAACCAUCGCGGCGAUUUACACCCAAUGGUACUCCGAAGUCCUACUCAGACGCGUCAGCGCCGGCAAUAUCGUCUUUUCCACAAACCAAAGAUCCUUCGUGUGUUUAACCGCAGAAGCUUCCAUUCCCUUCAACCCUGAAGAGUACUCCGACGUGAACGAGCUGCGCGCCCUAGCCGAACUAAUCGGCCCUUACGGCAUGAAGCAACUAAGCGAAACCCUAAUGUGGCACAUCGCCAGUCAAGUCGUCGAACUAAAGAAACUCGCUGAAACCAACAAAGAAGUCCUACUCUCUCUGCGCACCAACUUCGACAAACCCGAAGUGAUGAAAGAACAGUUCAAGAAGCUCUCCAACGUCGAGAACGUCCUCCAACGAAUGACCAUAGUAGGAGUGAUCCUCAGUUUCCGCCAACUAUCGCAGUCGUGUCUCACUGACGUCCUCGAGCAGAGAAUCCCGUUCUUGUUGAGCUCGAUUCUGGACUUCCGUCACCACUUGCCCAGUGGCGACCCGCUCAAAGUCGUCAGUGAGAUGACUUCCGCGGCGGGGAUCCCCUGCAAGGUUGACCCCACGUUGGUGAACGCGCUCAAGAUGCAGAAACCCGAAACCGACGUCGACGAACACUUGUUCGUGUGUUUGUUGAUGGUGUUCGUGGCGGUUUCCAUCCCGAAGUUGGCGCGGCAAGACCAGUCGUUCUAUAGAGCGUCGCUGGAAGGUCACACUAACAAUAUCCAUUGUAUGGCGCUGGCGGUGAACCACAUCUUCGGCGCGUUGUUCACCAUUUGCAACCAAGGGGAUAUGGAAGAUCGCAUGAAGGAGUUUCUGGCUUUGGCGUCGUCGAGUUUGCUGCGUUUGGGGCAAGAGGCGGACAAAGAAGCUACGAAAAAUAGAGAGAGUGUGUAUUUGCUGCUGGACCAGAUUGUACAAGAGUCGCCUUUUCUUACCAUGGACUUGCUGGAGUCCUGUUUCCCGUAUGCUCUUAUUCGUAAUGCUUACCAUGCUGUGUACAAGCAGGAACAGAUGUUGGCUUAGGGUAUUUAUUUUGUGCCAAUUUUGUUCAGUUUUAUUUAUUUUUUUCGACUUCUAGAUACUGUUACUUUAUUGUUUUCGUUAGAAACUGAAGCAAUUCCUGUUACAGCACGUGUAUCAUUAGGUAUUUGUGUAUUCCAUAACCUUUUAUAGUACCUAUUGCAAUAAAAUAUUUUAUAAAGAUUUGAAA
This is a messenger RNA of Zophobas morio, 3700 nucleotides long. It is a transcript of the gene Hem, whose product is annotated as membrane-associated protein Hem. NCBI's taxonomy places the organism in Eukaryota, Metazoa, Arthropoda, Insecta, Coleoptera, Tenebrionidae. The transcript has 2 exons. Gene Ontology annotation, biological process: cell migration; cortical actin cytoskeleton organization; cell morphogenesis. Gene Ontology annotation, cellular component: SCAR complex. The coding region runs from base 145 to 3513 and encodes 1122 amino acids. The record is from RefSeq and is a predicted model, not a curated record.